AUGCAGCAAGACCCCAAUCCAAGACCUGCUACUGGGUAUCCAUACCCGUAUCCGCCGCAACAACCCUACGCUUCCGCCAACGGUUAUCCUCCCAACGCCGGAACCGCCUACCCAUACCAAAACCAGAACCCUUACUACGCACCGGAGCCAAAUUCACGCGCCAUCCUACUCCGCCGUCUCUUCAUCGCCUUCCUCGUCCUUCUCCUAAUCUUAGGACUCAUCCUCUUCAUACUCAUGCUUGUUCUCCGUCCCCAGUAUCCCGACGUCUACAUCAACUCUCUCUCCGUCUCCAAUUUCAACGUCUCCAACAAUCAGCUCACCGGAAAAUGGGAUCUGCAGCUCCAAUUUCGAAACCCUAAUUCCAAGAUGUCGCUUCAAUACGACGCCGUCAUCCUCAAUCUGUAUUACGGCGGUAGCUCUCUCUCCGAUACGCGUUUACAGCCGUUCGAUCAAGGGACGAAAGAUCAGACUCCGGUAAACGGUACGCUCUCCGUCGCCGGGACUUACAUCGACGGUAGAUUGGCUAAUUCUAUUGGGCAAGAUAGAGCCGCGAAAGGAAGCAUAGAGUUCGAUUUGAGGAUUUAUUCUUUGGUUACUUUCCGUAAUGGAGUUUAUCGGAGGAGGAGAUACAUCACGAGUUACUGUGAUGACGUGGCGGUUGGUGUUCCGGCGAGUAGGGGUUCAGGGGAUAUGAUUGGUCCGUCAAAGAGAUGCAGAUCUUAUUGA
Messenger RNA from Thlaspi arvense, 726 nucleotides. The record is from the annotation of a GenBank genome assembly. NCBI's taxonomy places the organism in Eukaryota, Viridiplantae, Streptophyta, Magnoliopsida, Brassicales, Brassicaceae.